Messenger RNA from Anguilla anguilla (European eel), 4035 nucleotides. It is a transcript of the gene pde6c, whose product is annotated as phosphodiesterase 6C, cGMP-specific, cone, alpha prime. Gene Ontology annotation, molecular function: 3',5'-cyclic-nucleotide phosphodiesterase activity; protein binding. Gene Ontology annotation, biological process: visual perception; signal transduction. The coding region runs from base 1 to 2553 and encodes 850 amino acids. The transcript has 22 exons. Lineage: Eukaryota; Metazoa; Chordata; Actinopteri; Anguilliformes; Anguillidae. The record is from RefSeq and is a predicted model, not a curated record.
AUGGCGGACAAAGACAGCGUGGAGAAGUACCUGGAGAAUAACCCCCAGUUUGCCAAAGAGUACUUUGAUAAGAAGCUCCGGGCCGAGGUGCUCACCGCUGCCUUCGCGAAUAGCUUGGAGAUCAAAGAUCCAGCUUCGUUUAAAGACGCCACCCAGAUCCAGGAAUCCGCGGUCAUCUUCGACCUGGUCAAAGAGGUGCAGACCCCGACCUGCAUGGAGAAGUCCAUGCACAGGAUCCUGCAGAGAAUAUGCCUUCUGGCAAAUGCUGACAGGUGCAGCUACUUCGCCUGCAGGUCCAGGAACGGAACGCCCGAGCUGGCCACCGCUCUCUUCAACGUCACCCCGACUUCCCAAUUUGAGCAAAACUUUGUCGACCCGAACUCUGAAAUCGUCUUCCCUCUGGAUAUGGGAAUAGUGGGCUUGACAGCACGUUCGAAAAAGCUACAAAAUAUCCCAGAUGUCAAACAAAAUAAUAACUUCAGCGAAUUUGUGGACAAUCAGACAGGAUACACAACGAAAAACAUACUCUCAGCUCCAAUCAUUUUUGAAAAAGAUGCUGUUGGUGUCAUCAUGGCACUGAACAGAAGUGGAGCGAAUGGAUUUUCAAAGACUGAUGAGGAGAUCUUUGUCAAGUACCUGAAUUUUGCAUCAGUUCUUGCUAUUCAGCACCACGUCACAUAUUUGUGGAAUGUGGAAUCCAGGAGAAGUCAGGUGUUGCUCUGGUCAGCCAGCAAGGUGUUUGAAGAGCUCACAGAUAUUGAGCGACAGUUUCACAAAGCUUUGUACACAGUGAGAACCUACCUUCAAUGUGAAAGAUAUUCUGUAGGCCUUCUGGACAUGACCAAAGAGAAGGAAUUCUAUGAUGAAUGGCCAAUUAAACUUGGAGAUGUAGAACCUUAUAAGGGCCCAAAGACACCAGAUGGCAGAGAAGUGAACUUCUACAAGAUCAUUGACUACCUUUUGGAGGGAAAGGAAGAGAUUAAAGUCAUCCCGACACCUCCGACUGAUCACUGGGCGAUGGUCAGUGGGCUUCCAACCUUUGUUGCUGAGAAUGGCUUUAUCUGUAACAUGAUGAAUGCACCAGCGGAUGAGUACUUCACAUUCCAGAAAGAUGCAGUGGAUGAGACUGGCUGGAAGAUCAAAAACGUCUUGUCCCUUCCCAUUGUCAACAAGAAGGAAGAAAUUGUGGGCGUUGCCACCUUUUUCAACAGAAAAGAUGGCAAGCCUUUCGAUGAGUGCGAUGAACAGAUCACUGAAGCUCUCACACAGUUUUUAGGUUGGUCAGUCCUAAACUGCGACACCCACGACAAACUCAACAAGAUGGAAAACAGGAAAGAGAUCGCACAGGAAAUGCUGAUGUACCAGACCAAAUGCACCAACCAAGAACUUCAGAGUAUCCUGAACACAAGGGAGAAGUUCAAUCAAGAGCCAGAGGACUGUGACCAGAAAGAAAUGUACAAACUCUUGAGAGCAACCAUUCCUGAGGCUAAAGACGUGGAGUUGCUGGAGUUCCACUUCAGUGACUUCCCAGUGACAGAGCAUGACCUGAUCAAGUGUGGAAUUCGGUGUUUCUUUGAAUUAAAUGUGGUCGAGAAGUUCAAAGUUCCCGCAGAGGUCCUGACCCGGUGGAUGUACACGGUUCGAAAAGGUUAUCGGGACAUUACAUACCACAACUGGAGGCAUGGGUUCAAUGUGGGCCAGACAAUGUUCUGUCUCCUACAGACUGGAAAACUGAGGAAAUACUAUUCAGACCUGGAUGCCUUCGCGAUGGUGGCGGCUGCAUUCUGCCAUGACAUUGACCACAGAGGAACCAACAAUUUAUACCAAACAAAGAGCGCAUCUCCGUUGGCCAAAUUACACGGAUCUUCCAUCAUGGAGAGACACCAUCUUGAGUACAGCAAAACGUUGAUGACUGAUGAGAGCCUCAAUAUCUUCCAGAACCUUCAGAAACGUCAGUUUGAGACAGUACAGCAUCUGUUCGAUGUCUGCAUCAUUGCCACAGACUUGGCCUUGUACUUCAAAAAGAGGACAAUGUUCCAGAAAAUUGUUGAUGCCACGGAACCAAUGACAGAGGAGAAAGACAGAAUCAGCCACAUUUCAAACAAUCCUAUCAGGAAGGAAAUCAUCAUGGCAAUGAUGAUGACAGGCUGUGAUCUGUCUGCCAUUACCAAACCAUGGGAAGUUCAAAGUAAGGUUGCUCUCAUGGUAGCAGCAGAAUUUUGGGAACAGGGAGACUUGGAGAAGACAGUUCUGGAUCAGCAGCCCAUUCCCAUGAUGGACAGAAAUAAGGCAGAAGAGCUUCCCAAGAUGCAGUGCGGUUUUAUCGACUUUGUGUGUUCAUUUGUGUACAAGGAAUUCUCGAGGUUUCACAAAGAAAUUACACCCAUGUUUGAUGGACUGAACAACAACAGGAUGCACUGGAAGGAGCUGGCCGAUGUUCACCAGGCAAAGGUGGACGCCAUAGAACAACAGAAGAAGAGCCUGGAAGAGGUUGAGAAGAAAGACAAUGAAGGUGCCAGUAGCUCAAAGUCCAAAACCUGCACCAUAUGCUGAAUGAGGAUAUGCAGGAGAUGCGCCGAGCUGCACAGCGCUACAUUUUUUCCCACAACCGACCAAAGGACUGAGUGCUAUUUGAACCACCACAGUGACAGCAUCAUUGUGCAAUUCCUCGUUUUUAACUAUAGCUCACAAGUAUUGUAAAUAGCUGCAUUUUCUAGAUUAAAUGAUUUACUUACGUUUUAAAAAUAAUGUAUAUACUUACAGUACUACAGACUCCUUGCUGUUAGUUUUGUCUUACCAUUUAACUACUUAAAUGCAGUAAGGCUGCACCCUGCAACAUAUUUGCCCAAGACUUUCUUAAUAAAGUCUUAAAAUGAGCAUUUGGUGACACUGAGCAAAUUCUGAACUACCUGGACAUUUAUUGUUGUCCUUACAAAUUCACAAAGUACAAACUUAACACAUUGUUUUACUAUCAUAUAGCAAUGAAACAGCUGUCAGUUGUUUAGUUUAAAACUAUCUGAAUUAAACUAAUUUAUGCCAAUGGUGCUUAUAAUCAAGUUGGCAAUGUGAAGGUCACGAUUAUUUUUAAAAUGAGGAGUAUUAAUUCUGAUAAGUAAUACUCAAAUUAAUAAGUAUUUAUAAAGUUUCAUCUGAAAUCAAUUUAAGGAUGUGUGGUCAUUUGAUUUGUUUUGGUAAUACCACUUUUGCCUACACAAAUUAUUUUCCAGGAAUAAUUCUUGGAUGUCAUCAAACUACAUACAAAUCUGGACCAAACCGUUUCCAAUGUCUAUACAGUCAUACAGUACUAUACCAGAAAAAAAUUAUACUUUUAUGCAGAAAAAGACUUUAAGAACCUGGCAACGUCUUACAUGACCUUAAACACAUAUACCAAUUGGCCAUUGGUCUUCAGGUUCAAAGUAAUAAUAAAUGCAGAAUUUUUAUGAAUGCUAUUGCAGGUGUUCAGAAACAUGAUGUUCAGAAACAAGAUGAUCAACUCUUGUUAAAUCUUAAGUGGAAUGCAAUUACUAAUUAGUAGACACCAGACUGCAUAUUGUACAAUUAUAUAUUUUUACAGAAAGAGUAAAUAGCUUUGUCGUACGUAUAUACAAGUCAGCUUUUGAAAAUGAUCCACAUUGUAUAAAGAAAUAAGCACAAAGUUUAUGGAGGGAAGACUAGAUUCUUGUCAAAAGGACAGAGACAUUAAAAGUGUCUUGCUGCCCUGCGUGUCUGUAUAAAAUGCUUUAUACCAGUAAGGAGAUUAGACUGGGGUGGCUUUGACUGUAUGCCAGCUUUUAGGAUUCUCCGAGCUUUAAACUUUAAAUUACCUAGAUUAUAUAAAGCAGACUAGUAAAGCCUGAUCAGGUCCAGAUUGCAAAUGGCACCUCACCUAUUUACUUGACGGUCAGAAGCAUUUUCUGAACUCUGCUUUUCGCAAAUCUAAAAGUCAACACCUUUUCAUAUUUGAACUGCUGGGUAUACUCGAGCACGGGUGUCAAACAUUAACCAAAAAACCUAAAAUAUUACGCAAUUGCAAAA